AUGAAGCUCUUCGCUAGUCUCCUCCCAGCCCUGGGCCUGUGCGCCUCACUCAACACACGCCAGGACACCUGGGGCGGCAGUGUCUCUCUCGGUCCCAGCAAAUCCACCAUCAUAAAUGCCGUCACAACCCUCAUCCCCGGUCCAGCACCCGAGACCCAGAAUGGCGUCCUCUUCCUCUGGCCCGGCAUGAGCAACGGCACCGGCGACCUGAUCCAGGCUACGUUGGAAGGCUGGGAGAGUAACGACUGGUGCGGCGCGCAGGCUACCGAGUGGUGCGUUCGCGCCAGUGUAUUCGGCAGCUUUGGCCAGCUGGACGGUGAGCCUGGGGUUGCUGCUGGGGAUGACCAGGUAAAGAUCGAGUAUACGCUCGAGGACGACAAUGAUACUUGGACGCAGACCGUGACGAAUGCACAAACCGGUGAUGUCCUUUCGACCUUCUCCCACGCCUCUGGGCCUUACAUGACUGGAUACGGAACCGGCACCGAAUGCAACGAGGAAUGCACUGGGACUUCCUCGGACCAGAAAUACAUCAACACCAAGAUCACCCUCGCCGAAGCCGACACCACCUUUGGAGACACCAUUGCCACAGCCGGUGGUGGCACGUACGAAGGAUUGUCGUCGAGCGAGGGAGGAAAGGUGUGGACGAUUGAGAGCAUCACUCUGCCUGCCAUGCUUUGA
Molecule: messenger RNA, 678 nt
Organism: Aspergillus versicolor CBS 583.65
Lineage: Eukaryota; Fungi; Ascomycota; Eurotiomycetes; Eurotiales; Aspergillaceae
Exons: 3
Coding region: 1-678 (225 amino acids)
Source: RefSeq, a predicted model, not a curated record